GACUACAGCCAGUCUUCAUGUUGUCUUGAAAGUAUCGUGUUGUGCUAUUGUGUCGAGUUGCAUUGAGCAAUAAUGUAUGAGAUAUAAAUAAAAUAUUUGGUGAAAACUUUUGUAACCGAAAAAGACCACGAUAUUUAAAGGAAAAUGACAUCCGUGAGCAGUCCUAAGUGGUUAACUGGUGAUUUCCUUCAAUCCUGUCUCGAGUCCGACAAAGACAACUUUGGUGGGAUUACUGUGACAAGUUCGAGCUCGAGUAUGCCGUCGCCCCUGGGAACAACUACGGAAGUGAUAUAAUCAGGGCAAAUAUCCUGUAUAAGAAACCCAAUGAGCAAACUACUGAACAUUCGAUAUCUUUAAUUUUAAAAUCACCUCUUUCUGAAGAUUCGGUUAUGGCGCAACGGCUGGGAGAAGUCAUGAAACAACUGUACCUCAGUGAGGUAAAGUACUAUUGUGAGUUUAUCUCUGAAACUUACAAACUUAUCAAACAUGAUGUAGUCCCUAAACAUUACAAAUCUCCUAAUCCGUUAUGUUUGGUAAUGGAAGAUCUUAGUGUAUCGGGCUUUAAAAUGGUUGAUCGCCGCAAACUCCUCGAUUUCGACCACUGCAAACUUUUCACAGAGGCUUCAGCUAAGCUUCACGCUCUUGGGGUUGCUGUGCACAGAAGUAAUCCUGAAUUGAUUGAAAGUUUUGAUACGGACAGUAUAACAGUGAAUGAAAAAUUCAAAGUGUCGAUGGCAAACUCACUUCUCUGUAUGGCUGCUUAUUUGGAGGACAAACCGGACUACAGAAAACAGUUUCAGGUCAUCAUAGAAGCCAGUGAGAACGAUGUGUUUUGGACAAUUUAUAAAAAUAUGUUGGACGACUACAAAUUAAAAGCCCUUAGAACUUUAACACAAGAUGAUCCGUGGUGCACGAAUAUGAUGUUUAGAUAUGACAACUCCGGAAAACCUGUGGGAAUAAAUAUCCUGGAUUUUCAGUGUGUUAAAUUUAACUAUCCACUGCUUGAGUUUGUUAUGUUCUUGACAACAGCACCCAACAUGGAAGUACGUGAAAAUAGAUUAAACGACCUGUACCAAAUCUACUGUGACUCACUGAAUGGUAAUCUCGCAGAAUUAGGAUGCUCUGAAAAGUUAUCAAUAGAAGAGUUGAAAACAGAAAUAACUCAUCUCAGUCCAUUAAUGUUAUUUUGGCAUUGCGGUUUGCCAAUGUCAUUAACUGAAUCUGGUGUGGAUAUGGAAGAAUAUUUAACAGUCAGAUAUUCAUCUGAUUCUGCCAAGGAUAGUUCCUUCUACAAAACUGCUUUCACAUGCUUUUAUUUUGAUAUAUAUUUCCCACAGAUUCUAGACGUGUAUGAUAAACUAGGUGUUUACGAUUAUAUAUCGGAAAAAGUUAAAGAAAUCAAAUAAAAAAUGUAAGAGAAUUUUUCUAGCCUAGUAUACUCUAUAUUUAUUACAAAUAUCUAUUGAUGUUUCUUAAAUUGCAACGUACUUGUUUAAAUUCUUUCUUCUAAUAUGUACAAAUAUAUAGUUGCAACAAA
This is a messenger RNA of Homalodisca vitripennis (glassy-winged sharpshooter), 1537 nucleotides long. RefSeq lists its product as uncharacterized. The record is from RefSeq and is a predicted model, not a curated record. The transcript has 2 exons. NCBI's taxonomy places the organism in Eukaryota, Metazoa, Arthropoda, Insecta, Hemiptera, Cicadellidae. Bases 390 to 1406 code for a protein of 338 amino acids.